AUGGCUGGAGGCCUCCCCGAGCCGAGCCGCGACACCGCCCUCGAGGGCGGCCUCGCUGGGCGCACCAUCCACGAGGUGCGCGACCUGAGUGCCGCGGAGCAGCUGUACCUCUACGAGCGCACGCGGCGCUUCAAGGCGCGAAAGCGCGAUGCGAAUCCAGAGGCCGAAGGCCCUGCGCUUUGCGAGAUUCCGGACGAUGCCGUUGAGGAGCGAGUGGACAACCCGGAUUGCACCGUGUACCUGAUCUUUAUGGAAGGCUCCACCCGCACCCGGGAAUCCCUCCGCAAUGCCGCUGUCUACCACGGCGUGAAGGUGAACGAGUUCCAGGCCGAAACGUCGUCCUUCCAGAAGAAUGAGACCAUCACGGACACAAUGAAGAUGCUCUCCGUCUACUCCACCCAGCGCAGCGUCUUCGUGAUUCGCAGCGUUCUGGAGGGCGUGUGCAGUUGGCUUCGCACUGCCAUGGGCAACCACGCCGCCAGCAUGGGGGUGCCACUCCCCUCCUUCCUGAACGCCGGUGACGGCCUCUUCACCCAUCCCAUCGGCGAGUUCGUGGACAUGUAUUCCCUGCUGGAGCAGAACCGCUGGAACCGCGAGACCGUUCACCUGGCGCUGGUUGGGGACCUCGCGCACGGGCGUACGGCUCACUCCAAGGUGGAGGGGCUGAAGCUCUUUCAGAAGGUGACGGUGGACCUGGUCGCCCCUGAGAUCUUUAGCUACCCGGUUGAGUACCGGAACCGCAUGAGGGAGGAGGGCUUCGAAGUGCGCGAGUUUGCGUCCGUGGAGGAGUAUCUGGAGAAGGCGGCGGGAAGCAUCGCGGACGUGUGGUAUUUCUACAAGCCUCAGUUUUCGAAGUGCGGGGACUUGAGCGCCAUGCGGCUCAGCGAGCUCCGGACGCAGGUCUCUUUUCGCGAGGAGUUUCUGCCGAAGCUCCUGGGCUAA
Molecule: messenger RNA, 942 nt
Organism: Symbiodinium natans
Lineage: Eukaryota; Dinophyceae; Suessiales; Symbiodiniaceae
Source: the annotation of a GenBank genome assembly